GGAUUUUGGGCGCUGUCUGAUCGCUGCCGACACACGCACCACUUUCUCCCUGCACACUCGGGACACGCAUCCCACUCUGCACCGCCAACCAUGUCUUACAGCAUCAAGUCCAGUGGUGUGUCCAGCGUGAGCCGCAGCCGCAGUUCUGGCGGCAGCUCCAUCAGGAUUGGUGGUGGCGGCGGCGGUGGAAGGUCGGGAGGGUUCAGCAGCCAUUCCCAAGGCUUCGGCGGCGGCGGUGGAAGUCGCUCCCGCAGCAGCUACAAGUCCGGCGGCAGCAGCUAUGGUGGUGGUGGUGGUGGAUUCGGGGGGAUCUCGGCGUCUUUCUCAUCCCAGGUGGCAGCGGGGCCCCCGCCAGAGAUCGACCGCAGCAUUCUGCCCGUGCGCAACCAGGAGAAGGAGCAGAUCAAGGGCCUGAACGACCGCUUCGCCAACUUCAUCGAUAAGGUGCGCUUCCUGGAGCAGCAGAACAAGGUGCUGGAGGCUCAGUGGAGGGCCCUGCAGGAGCGUGGCAGCGGAGGCUCCAACCUGGACUCGCUCUUCGAAGCCUACAUCAACGGGCUCAAGCAGCACCUGGACGGGCUCGGCAACGAGAAGCAGCGCCUUCAGGGCGAGCUGCAGCACAUGCAGGGCGCUGUCGAAGACUUCAAGGCCAAGUACGAGGAAGAAAUUAACACCCGCACCCAGAGAGAAAACGAGUUCGUGGUCGUCAAGAAGGAAGUCGACGACGCCUUCCUGAACAAGGUGGAGCUGGAGGCCAGGCUGGAUGGCCUCAACGACGAAAUCGAGUUCCUCAAGAAGAUCUUCGCCGAGGAGCUGCGCCAGCUGGAGUCACAGAUCAAGGACACGUCACUGUUCGUGAGCGUGGACACCAGCCGCAACCUGGACGUGGAUGGUCUCAUCGCUGAUGUGCGUGCCCAGUAUGAGGCCAUGGCCAGGAAGAGCCAGGCAGAAGCUGACGAUUUCUACAAGAAGAAGAUCACAGAACUCAGCUCCUCCGCUGGCAAGGGAGACGAUGACGUCCGCAACAGCAGGAACGAGAUCAACGAACUGAACCGCCAGAUGCAGCGCAUCAAGGCAGAGAUCGAGGCUCUGAAGAAACAGCGCGCCCAGCUGGAGGCAGCCAUCUCGGAGGCGGAGGGCCGCGGGGAGAUGUCCAUCAAGGAGGCGAAGGAGACCAUCGCCCGCCUGGAGGAGGAGCUGCACAAGGCCAAGCAGCAGAUGGCGCAGCACGUGCGCGAGUACCAGGAGCUCAUGAACGUCAAGCUGGCUCUGGACAUCGAGAUCGCCACCUACCGCAAGCUGCUGGAGGGAGAGGAGUCCAGGCUGAAUGCCGUUGCGUCCGGCAUUGCCAACCUUGCCGGGGCCAUGAGUGGAGGCGGCGGUGGCGGCGGCUACGGCUUCUCAAGCGGCGGCGGCGGCGGUGGCGGUGGCGGCAGUAGCUACGGCUUCUCAAGCGGUGGCGGUGGCGGCGGCGGUGGGUCAGGAUUCAGCUACGAGUCCUCCAGUAUGAGCAGCAAGAGGAGCUACUAAAGCGACACUCAACAAGAACAUCAACAACGAAAGUGUCCGUACCAGCCAAUGCUCCCCAACUGACACCGGUGGUCGCCUGUGCUCGUUUUUACAAAAGGUCGUUGCAUGGGUAUAGUGGCCGUCGGAAGGCAUGAAAUUUUUACUGCAUGUGUAUCCUUAAGUGACAGUAAAGAAUGGGUGGCGGGUUGUGAGACUUGGAAGAGGGCGUCGUAAUUGGGUCCACAAAUGUGCUGGUCUUGGCGUGUAGGGAAAAGCUUUGUACGUUUUCUAAUAAGCCUGAUGUUCUCCGAUCUUUCACGCUGUUGGCCACUAUCUCUGCAUGCACCCUUUUUAAUAGAAAGAAUAAAGAAACACUCCUGGUACUUAA
Molecule: messenger RNA, 1897 nt
Organism: Lethenteron reissneri (Far Eastern brook lamprey)
Lineage: Eukaryota; Metazoa; Chordata; Hyperoartia; Petromyzontiformes; Petromyzontidae
Product: keratin, type II cytoskeletal 3-like
Biological process (GO): keratinization; intermediate filament organization
Cellular component (GO): keratin filament
Molecular function (GO): structural constituent of skin epidermis
Source: RefSeq, a predicted model, not a curated record